AUGCCAUCAAACUACCCCUCCGCACAAUCCGCCCCUUCAACCUCCUCCUCCUCUCCUCUCUCCCUUCCUUCCCCUCCCAAUGUCACUCUCUCCUCCGCCUCCCUCCUCUCCUCAACUACCGCAGCUGGUUGCCGCCCUUGUUCCGUACCUUUGCUCAUCAAAACAUACCCUUCCACACCAUCCGCCCCUUCAGCUUCCUCCUCCUCUCCUCUCUCCCUUCAUUCCCCUCCCCAUCUCACUCUCUCCUCCGCCUCUCUCCUCUCCUCUACUGCUGCAGCUGGUUGCCGGCCUUGCUUCCAGCUGACUACCUCGUCUCCCCACAUCUGCUCCAUUGCUCUCCCCUCCCCCUCAUGGCGCCUACUCUCGCUCUUACCUCUCUUCCUCUGCGCUUCCGCCCUCACCCUCCUCCCGCCGUACCUCCUCUCCUACCCUUGCCUUCCCUUCCCUCCGCUUCCUUCGCUGCCUCUUUCUCCCCUUGCACCACCUCUCCAACUUGCCGCUGGACCCCCCCUCUUCUCCACCCCUCUACUUGGAUUCCGCUGUCCCAUCUGCGUCGCCGCUCUUCUGCCGUUGCAACCUCUGGUAUUGGUUCUCUGGCCUCUAUCUUCUGUGUGA
This is a messenger RNA of Closterium sp. Naga37s-1, 615 nucleotides long. The record is from the annotation of a GenBank genome assembly. NCBI's taxonomy places the organism in Eukaryota, Viridiplantae, Streptophyta, Zygnematophyceae, Desmidiales, Closteriaceae.